GGAGCGGGGCCCUCCCCAAACCGCUGAGCAGCCGGCGGGAGCUCGUAGCUGACUGAAGCGUCUCCGCGGCAUUUUGCGGGCCGGUCGCCGCGUUCUGUGGAGUUCCUCUUGGGAGUCCUUCUUCCUUUUCUCUGUCUUCUGCUUUUUAAGUUGUCCCUAGCAUCAGGGACGCGCGUUUUUCCUUUCCUGUGCUUCUAAGCUUUAAACACUCGCACCUUUGUCCUCGCUGGGGUGUAGCGGGGGGCUGCAGUUGUUCGGGGUGGAUUUUGGACGCCUCGCUACUGUCGGUGAUCCGUUGUAAAUGUGGAUCUUAACUUGGGAGUCUGACGGAGGACCUGGAGAACAGGCUCAAGGCAGGGGUGCGAAGCUCGUGGGUCAUAUUUAAAGUGCUGUUAAAACGUACCCUUGAGGUGUGUCGGGGGCACGGUGUGCCCCCAGUGAAGUACAGGGCUACAGAGCGGGUGGGGAUUUUAAACCUAUCAAAACAGCAUUUUCUCCACUCUAAUAAGCUAGUGCUUAAAAUGUUUUCUAUUUGUUAAUUUCUAAAGUGCUAACAGAGAGAUGAAGUAAGGUUAUGUGGCAGUUAAAAGAGCAGCUCUGAAGGGCAGUGUAAGGAUGUCUGGUCGCAGAUGUUGCUGUCAUCUGGGUGUUGCUGCAUCUGCACGUGGAUUCCAUCGCGCGGUUCGUGUAAGGACUGACCUGGCUGAGCGGGAGUGUUGCUCUGUUCUGCUGUCAGACCUCUUGUGCGCUGCUGGCCCUAACGCUUCCUUGAAAUAAUACAGCUGCAGAACCUGCAGCUUGAGCUAGCACAGAUCCUGCUUUCUUGAGUCAUGUUUGACAGUAAAAAGUUGUCACCUCAGUAGUCAUCUUUGGUGUGAAAGGAAAAUGCAUAAAACACAGCUAACGCCUACAUAACAAUUGGCCAUUUUGUGGUUUAACUUUGAAUUUUUAUAUGCUUGUCAUAGAAUGACCUUAAAAAGUUGUGGUUUAUUCACUAUAUGACAACUCCAACUGGAUGGUUUUGCAUGAAUCUGUCUUUAUUUCUUCUUUGUUUUGUAGUGCCCUAAGCAUGGCAAUGUCCCUGAAAAGAAUGAAAUUUAAAACUCAUUUUGUAUUGGUAUUUCUUUCAUGCCUUCUGUUUUCCAAGUUGAACUCCAAUGUUGGAACUAACAAUAGGGCAAAUCCUGUCUCAUGUCAGCAAAAAAAUCAGUCCAACAGAAUCUUUCUCUGGCAAAUGCUCUUCCUGUGUUUAAGCAGCUAAUCCUCACUUUGGGGAAUAUCUAGGCAGCCUUUUUGAGCUCCAUUGUGCAGGACUCUCGUGCAACUCUUGCAGCGACGGAGAAUUUUCAGCUUCUGCAGGUUAGGCUUCAUGAAAGUGCCUCCUGCAGCAGGGUUGAGAGCUGAGGACCAUCGGCCAUUUUGGGAUGAGCUGUUGUCCCACCCUCCUUCCUUAUGCAGGUGCAGCUCUUUUGUAGUUUGAGGUCAUCCUGCAAGCUGAAGCCAGGCUCUUGUUUUGUGGUAACCAGUGAGGGGGUGAUGGGCAAUGGACUCAAACUGGAAGUCAGGAAAUUGCACUUAAACGUAAGGAAAACUAUUUUUACUCUGAGACUGAACAUGGGCGCAGGCUGCCCAGAGAGGCCGUAGGUCUCCAUCCUUGGGAAUACUCGUCUCCUGGCCGGGCAGGGCCCCACAGCCUGGUGUUGCUGGCCCUGCCGGAGCAGGGGAAGGGUGGGGGUCCAGGGGUGCCCCCGCCUAGGCCCCUCUGCCAUGCACCUCGUUUGGCUUUGUCCCGCCCUGCCCCGCUGCCCUCGGCAGCGCUUCUGCUCCCUUCUUUGCACUGGCACCCAUGCUCCCGUAGCAGAGGGACAAACCGGUCCGUAGACCGACCCCAUCGGGAAGGCUGCACAGGAACGGCCUUGCUGGUUGAAGCGGGGACCAGAUCACAUGGCUGUGGGUCUGGGGAGGCUGGAAGCGGCAGCAGUUGUCCCACUUCAGUCCUCAGCUCCGGAGAAGUGCUGGCUGGUUGCUGUUGCGUCUGCGGAGUUGUACGGCAAACUGGCGCCUCAGUUGCCUGCGGGUUGUGUGUCAGAGCUGGUGCUGGAGCCGAUAGCUCAGCUCAGCUCUGCCCCUGUCCUGUGUUUUAAUCCUGCGGCCACUUUGGAUGAAACCAGGUGUCUCGGCACCUGUUACAUUCUGAAUUUCCUUUACAACCCUCUCUCCCCUUUACUCUAAAAUGCAAGCAGGGGAAAAGUGUGUGCAGGUCUGAACAUUCACAAAUUAGAAAAAGCUUUUGCUUUGGAUGAUUUUCCGAGUUUGAAACGAGUAGUUCUUUGUUUACUCUUCCAGUGAGAGGAUCCGAAGGGCUUUAUAUGGUGAAUGGGCCACCUAGUUUCACAGAGAGCACAGCAUUUCAAAGGGACUCUGGAAAAAAUUGCAAAGCUGUUGCUUUUAGCAAGGAUGGUUCCCUCUUUGCCUGGUGCAAUGGAGAAAAAGUAAAUAUUGUUAAUGUCACCAAUGCUCAGUUACUGCGUUCCUUUGAUCUUCCAAAGGCAGUUUGCCUUGAAUUUUCACCAAAGAAUAAUAUUCUGGCAACAUGGCAGGCCUAUACAGCUGCUAAAGAUGGCACAGCGGGGGUGCCCAACCUACAACUUCAUGAUGUGAAAACUGGAAAAUGUUUAAAAUCUUUCAUCCAGAAGAAGAUGCAGAACUGGUGUCCUUGCUGGGCAGAUGACGAAAGCAUUUGUGCCAGGAAUGUAAACAAUGAAGUGCACUUCUUUGAAAACAACAACUUUGCUACUAUUGCAAAUAAACUGCAUUUGCAGAAGGUUAAUGAUUUUGUGUUAUCUCCAGGAGCACAGCCAACCAAGGUGGCUGUGUAUGUUCCAGGCAGUAAAGGCGCACCGUCAUUUGUUAGACUCUAUCAGUAUCCCAACUUUGGUGGCCCUCAGUCUGCACUAGCCAAUAAAAGUUUCUUUAAAGCUGACAAGGUGACAAUGCUAUGGAACAAAAAAGCCACUGCUGUGCUAGUAAUAGCUAGUACAGAAGUUGAUAAAACGGGUGCUUCGUACUACGGAGAGCAAACUCUGCACUACAUUGCAACAAAUGGAGAAAGUGCGGUCGUACAAUUGCCAAAAAAUGGUCCUAUUUAUGAUGUUGUUUGGAACCCCAAUUCUGUUGAGUUCUGUGCUGUCUAUGGUUUUAUGCCUGCCAAAGCAACAAUUUUUAAUCUGAAAUGUGACCCCGUGUUUGAUUUUGGAACCGGGCCUCGCAAUGCUGCCUACUACAGCCCCCAUGGACACAUCCUAGUGCUAGCAGGAUUUGGAAAUCUCAGGGGACAGAUGGAAGUGUGGGACGUUAAAAACUACAAACUUAUUUCCAAACCAGUAGCCUCGGAUUCCACAUACUUUGCUUGGUGUCCUGACGGGGAGCAUAUUGUAACAGCCACGUGUGCUCCCAGGCUGCGAGUCAGUAAUGGUUACAAGAUAUGGCACUACACUGGCUCUUUGUUACACAACUAUGAAGUUCCAUCAAAUGAAGAAAUGUGGCAAGUUUCCUGGCAGCCCUUCUUGGAUGGAGUGUUCCCAGCGAAAGCAGUAAAAUACCAGGCAGUUCCAAGUGAAUUGCCCAGUGCUGAGCCAAAGCCUGCUCAAGCGUAUAGACCUCCAGCCCUGAGAAACAAACCUGUAACAAGUUCCAAGCUUCAUGAGGAUGAGCCACCUCAGAAUAUGAAACCGCAGUCAGGAAGCGGUGAUAAGCCACUCUCUAAAACAGCUCUCAAAAAUCAAAGGAAGCAUGAAGCAAAGAAAGCUGCUAAACAGGAGGCCAAAGCUGAAGCAAACCAGGAAUCUACACAGUCCUCAGCAUCACAGAAUGCACCACGGAGUGCUGUGCCUACCUUUACAUCAGGAGAUCCUGAAGUUGACAAGAAGAUAAAGAAUUUAAAAAAGAAACUAAAAGCAAUUGAGCAGCUGAAGGAACAAGCAGCUGCUGGCAAACAGCUAGAGAAAAAUCAGUUGGAGAAGAUUCAGAAAGAAACUGCUCUCCUUCAGGAACUGGAAGACCUAGAACUGGGUCUUUAAACACUUCACGGAAGUCCAGUGCGACGUUAACACAAAGUUCAUGAAAAAUAUAAUUUGUUAUUAACUUGAACAUAAUAAAAUGUUUCAGCAAAUUACCGAGGAUGCAAAAGUCCAGGGAUUUGCUGCACACUUGCCUUUUAAAGAGCUUUCCUGAAGAUCUGUGCACAUGUGGAACUGUAGGCAAGUAACGAGUAUCACGUCAGCCAGUUCUGCUGCUGAUCAAACCAGAAAUGUGCUGACGUAAGCAUAUUGCCUAAAAACCAGCAGCAGCCUGUUGGUCUAUCUCUUUUGUGUUUGGGUGUGAGGAAGGAAGGCGAUGAGGUUUACCUGCUUGAUAGCUUUAUUGUAUUUAAAAAGACAGGUGAUCUAUAUGCAAUACUGGGCUGUAGAUAAAAAUAAAGAGCAUUUAAUAAGAAGUACUUCCCUUCUGUGGUCAUACGGGCAGAGCUUCUUGAAAUAACGAGGCCGUGCUG
Molecule: messenger RNA, 4552 nt
Organism: Haliaeetus leucocephalus (bald eagle)
Lineage: Eukaryota; Metazoa; Chordata; Aves; Accipitriformes; Accipitridae
Gene: EIF2A
Product: eukaryotic translation initiation factor 2A, 65kDa
Exons: 13
Coding region: 2370-4079 (569 amino acids)
Biological process (GO): translational initiation
Cellular component (GO): cytosolic small ribosomal subunit
Molecular function (GO): ribosome binding; protein binding; mRNA binding
Source: RefSeq, a predicted model, not a curated record